Molecule: messenger RNA, 615 nt
Organism: Limulus polyphemus (Atlantic horseshoe crab)
Lineage: Eukaryota; Metazoa; Arthropoda; Merostomata; Xiphosura; Limulidae
Product: retinal homeobox protein Rx-like
Exons: 1
Coding region: 1-615 (204 amino acids)
Biological process (GO): positive regulation of transcription by RNA polymerase II
Molecular function (GO): RNA polymerase II cis-regulatory region sequence-specific DNA binding; DNA-binding transcription factor activity, RNA polymerase II-specific
Source: RefSeq, a predicted model, not a curated record
AUGUAUAAACGUAAUGAAGAUAAAAUCAUUUCCUGUUGUUGUUGGUUUCAGGUAUGGUUCCAAAACCGCAGAGCCAAGUGGCGCCGCCAGGAGAAGCUUGAGAGCGGGAACUCAUUUCCAUCUAUACGACAAACCAGAUCGCCACCUGACUGCCCCUUCUCCGGAUUCGGAAUGACUCGUGCCGCUUCCCCGAGCUUUGUCCCCGUACUCCCUUCAACUCUUGGAUCAAACUCCUCGUCCGUGUUGACAGGAACAAAUCUUCAGCCCUUCUCAUUGGAUUCUUGGAUUAGUCCUCCUAUAAUGGGGCCACCUUUUUCGUGUUCGUUGCUUGCUCCUUCCUCCGCCAGGUGUCAGAGUUAUGUGACGCCCUCAACACCGACAGUAGUAACGGUUCCCUGCUGUGCUACACUGAACGGUCUACCAUCCGAAAACCUUCCCGGUCCUCCGGGAAACUUAGGAUCCUCUCCUGCUCCUCUGAACUUAUCAGUGAGUUGCGCGAGCUUGAAAGGCAUUGACUCUAACAAAAUGGACCUUAGAAGUUCGAGCGUUGUGGCCCUAAGAAUAAAAGCAAAAGAACACGUUGAUUUGAUGGCCAUGAGACAAGCAUAUGUUUAA